Messenger RNA from Geodia barretti, 2230 nucleotides. NCBI's taxonomy places the organism in Eukaryota, Metazoa, Porifera, Demospongiae, Tetractinellida, Geodiidae. The record is from the annotation of a GenBank genome assembly.
AGAGUGUUGUUUUGGCUCGAGAAAUGAAAGAGACAAAGGUAUAUAUGGAGAGAGCCUAUAAUACAAUACACACAUGGAUUGAGCAGAAGAGCGCUGACGUAAUAAUGACACACACACACACACAUUGAAAAUGAAAGUUUACAAGGCAGCAACUAGGCUACUGCUGCUACUAGGCGAUGGGGAGCUGCGGUGAGCCCGCGAGAGCUCUGUACACCUCUGGUGAAAAACUCCGUCUAACUGCUCUGCUGUUGUACUUGCACUCAGCUUGUCCUCGCACUUGAAGGCGUAGCAAGAUGGGACCGUGCAACCUUUAGCAUGGGCCACAAAUGCAAACAGGCGCCUGUACUUGGGGUGGGUCCCCACGAAUGAGAUCUGACAGUAGCUAAACGAAGCCAUCUUCUCGCCUGAACCGACGUCUCGCAUCUCCAACUCGUCUUUGACGGCCACCAGUUUCACGUAGCGAGGUCUGGUCACUGCUGUAUCAUCGCUUGUAGUUCCUCCUCUAACCUUGGCCGAGCCCCGCAGGCUUCUCCGUUUCCUCCCCGCGUCUUCCUGCGUCCUUUGCCACAAUUCUCCUGCUGGCGAAUCGAUGCAGCCUCGUCCGCGAAUCGGGCCCUCCAUCUCGUGGCAGCCGAGGUAAAAGCACUCCACGAGCGGCAGACCUUCGCUGAGGUCUGCAGAGGCCUCCACGCCAAUAUCCACCUGGCCUCCCUCCUCCAGGGCAGAGUCAGGCGAGCGGAGAGGCCUUGCUGGAGUUGGUUCGUCCCCCAGUAGCGGUCCGUCUCCCUCUUCCUCAUAUUCCCAGCUCUGGUAGCCGCCUGCUCGAGUAGUCUGCCGCUUCUUGAAGAAACUCCCAGACCGCAGGAGACCCGUCAUCUCUGCUCUCCUGUCAGUGGUUCCUUCCGUCGAGUUUGCAGCAGCUCACUAGCUAGCCUGUUCUGUCGUGUUCCCGCCAAAUAUUCGUUCGUUAGCUGGGGUUUUUAGCUGGCAGGUGCACCGCUCUGGGUAUGGCACGGAGCCAAUCCGUGAUGAAUCGAUGUAAAAGUAUCUCGAAAACAAGCAGGGAGAAACACUUUAUUCGCGCGGGGAUUGCCUUCGAGCAUGCGCACGACAUGCAUUUCGCAGCAUUUUUAAUUUACUUGUUAUAAUUAUAGGAGAGAGAGGAGAGGACACCACCAGGAGAAUGCUGGCUAGUGUUAUUGACAGGGGAGAGACGAAGGCAAGGAGGAAGCACGUGAUCCCAGACCCUGUCACCACACCAAGGAGAGGGCCACUGUGGCUGAGAGGAAGGAGAUGUAGAGAGGAGACCAGAGGAAGAAGUCGCAACAGCCGCUCACAGUUGGCAGAUGUGUCCAGAGCCCCGGUCCUGCCAAGAAAGUCGGCCAAUACCUCACUGAAUCGACUGCCUGUGGUGAUGAUCCAGAGACCUCUGGAUCACAUUGAGGCCACUCUGGGAGGACUGUCGUGCUGUCUUCUGCAAGAGAGAGUAGCAGUAAUGGAGCUGCCGUGUGACGUAAAGACAGUGAAACUGCCCCAUCUUCAUCCUAUGAUGAAAUACUCACCGAUCAACAAUGGAAUCCGUGGCAACGCCUGGCAACAAAAGUGCCACACCCAGGAAGAGGGGAAUGUGGGCGUGUCAAUCACUUACAGCAAGCACCCUCCUCCCUCCCUCCUCUCUCCGUCUUCCCCAGAUCCCCAAAGCUCAGGCAAAAGGCAGGUCUAUCUUAUCCCUGGGACACAGCACACUGAACUCCCCACCUCCUCCCUCACUCCUCACACUCUCCCUCAACUCCCCACCUCCUCCCACCUCCAUCGCGACAUCUGAACCUCUCGCAAUGGGACAGGAGCCAUCCCUGCAAGACCAAUUACCAACUCCUACCUUAACCCCCUCUCUCCACCCUCGUCUUCCAUCUGCCCCUCAAUUAGAGGCUCGUCUCUGGCCCCGCCCUCUCUACAAGCUGUCGUAACCCACCGGAGAAAACCGCUGACUCAACAAACAACCCUGCGAGGCCACAGGAUAUUUCUCUAAUGCCGUUCCAUUCACACAUCACUUGUCAAUGAGGAUCCAAUCACAGAUUCCAGAACCCUAUACUUAUUAUCUGAGCAAAUUCCUCUUAAAUCAUUACUUUUUAACCUGCACUGUCACCUCCACACCAGAAUGAUUACACGCACUCUAGUCACACGUUUUAUAAACAUAUAAUAAUUUCUCAACAAAAAUAUGCUUUUCUAU